Molecule: messenger RNA, 821 nt
Organism: Suillus discolor
Lineage: Eukaryota; Fungi; Basidiomycota; Agaricomycetes; Boletales; Suillaceae
Exons: 8
Coding region: 220-777 (185 amino acids)
Source: RefSeq, a predicted model, not a curated record
CCUUUCAUUAUCGGGGCUCUGCGAAUGUGUAAGACCUUGAGAUCUUCGUGUGUAACAAAAGGAAAGACAGCUUAUCAUACCUCACUCUAGAUGAAGUCGUCGGGGAAGAUUAUAUCGACGCCAAUGUAUUGAAUCGCAACCCAAUUUUCUCCUUCGCUAAUCGUUGUUUAGUUGUGCUUGGUGUUAUGUCGCUCAAGCAUCUGGAUCUCUUUUCUGCAGAUGGCUUGUGUCGAAUUUAUUUUUAUUUUGCGAACCUAUGCUCUGUGGGGCUGCAGUAAACGAGUCCUUUUCUGUCUCUUAGCUGCGUAUCUGACUACGUGUGUCAUAGGUAUCAGCUCCCUCCAAAUCUACACUGGUGCUCUCCCUGCCGAUGCAUGUUAUGGACCAGCUAACCCAGGCGCAUCAUGGCUCCUUACUAGCUUUGUGGCGUUGAUUAGUCUGGAAAUAGGAUUGUUUGGGAUGAGCAUGUAUCGGGUUCUAAGCCAAUACCGCGCCGCUUCAGGACAGCUGCUCAAAUCGUUAGUGCGGAACAAUAUCGUGUAUUUCGGAGCCAGCGUGGCUCUGAACAUUUUUAAUAUUGUUGGGAUCUCGCUUAUUCCGAUUGCGACAUGGCCUACUGGUAUCAUGGAAAUCGCACAGAUUCUCUUCCAGGGGUUGCUUGCAACACGCAUGCAACUUGAUCUUUGGAAAGCUGACAGCCGUGAAGUGGGACCGACGAUGGUCACGAUGUCAAUAGCAGAAUUUGCAGUGGCGAGAUCUGAAUCCACAGUCUAUUAAAAUUCUCAUUUGGCAACACCCAACUGCUAAAGUAACCAGACUCU